Prorocentrum cordatum is the source of this 714-nucleotide messenger RNA. NCBI's taxonomy places the organism in Eukaryota, Dinophyceae, Prorocentrales, Prorocentraceae. The record is from the annotation of a GenBank genome assembly.
GCCCACAUCGAUUUCAUCUCGCGCAACGGGCGCGAGUGGAAGGCUUCGAGAUUGCACAGCUUGCUGUCGAUCUGCAAGGGCCCGGUGGGCUUGCUCGACCCCGCGAACACCACUCACUUGACCCAUAGCUCUGAUGACAUCGAGUUUCUCAUGAAGGGCAGUCUUCCAGGCUCAGAUUCCCAGGGCACGCUGGAUUCGGAUGUCUCUGCGAACGAUGACGCGCUGGCACUCUUGAAGCAGAUGGCGAGUGGCGACGAGUCGCUCAUGACGAAGUUUUCGGAGUGGGAAGACGUGCUGCUCACAGAAGGCCCUUGCUCAAGAGAUCUGAAAGACCUCGAGUACCGCCUUGGCCAAGUCACCGAGCCUGAGGAGAUGGCCACCCCCGAGGGGCUGGUGCGUUUGAUCGAACUCCUCGCGGAAGCCCUGAAGAAGCUUCCCGAUCUCACACAAGGUCUCCGCGCUGGAUCCACCACCCAUCUUGAGAUCCGGCUUUCGCAAGCAGCGCCUGCGGCGGCGGAGGAGAUCCUCAAGUGCAACGAGAACGAUCAGGCGACGUUCCUCGCCACAUUCUACGCACCGUUGCAAGCGGCCAUCCUCGAGGUAGCCCCCGAUCUCAAGGCGAGAUUGAAAGUCUGCUUGGCCACGCUAUCCGUGAUCCAGGAGAAGACUCUCUCGAUGCAGAAGUUGAUUAACUUGCUGACCGCGAUCGAUGGG